GGAAAGUCUGCGAGUUAAAAAGGGUCUUAAUGGCAAAAUGCGCAAAGUGAAACAUAAAUCCGAGAAAUACGCAUUCAAAAGAACUUAAUAAAAGGAGAUCAGUAGAUUGAUUAGUGAAACAGCACCAGUCCACAGUGUCAUGUCUUUGGAGGAAACGUUCACGUCCGUCGCCGAGGAUAAAAACGAGUCGUGGGAUCGCCGGAACGCGCCGGACGCGCGCGAGGCGUCGUUGUGGCACGCGGGAGUCGCGAUCGCCGCCGCUUACGCGCUGAUCAUCGUGGCGGGUCUGGUGGGCAACGUGACCCUCAUCCGCACCUUCUGCGCCGUCAAGUCCAUGCGCAACGUCCCCAACCUGUUCCUGUGCAGCCUCGCGCUCGGCGACGUGCUCCUGCUGGUCACGUGCGCGCCCGUGGACGCCACACGUUACCUGGCUGAAGAAUGGCUCUUUGGAAGAACCGGAUGCAAACUGAUCCCCUUCAUCCAGCUCACGUCUGUCGGCGUGUCAGUGUUCACCCUCACCGCCCUGGCAGCCGACAGAUAUAAAGCCAUUGUGAAGCCCAUGGACAUUCCAACGUCCCACGCUACAGCUAAGGUCUGCUUGAAAGCUUCUGCCAUUUGGCUCUUGUCCAUGGUUCUGGCCAUCCCAGAAGCCGUUUUCUCCGACCUGCAUAGCUUUCACAUCACGCAGACCAAUGAAACAUUUCAAACGUGUGCCCCGUAUCCCAACACAGGACACCUGCACCCUAAAAUCCACUCCAUGGCCUCGUUUCUUAUAUUCUACGUCAUCCCGCUUCUCAUCAUUUCCGGCUAUUACUUCUUCAUCGCCAGGAGCCUGAUUAGGAGCACAAUCAACUUGCCAGUCGAGGGGAAGAUCCCCAUUAGGAGACAGAUGGAGUCGAGGAAGCGUCUGGCUAAGAUGGUGUUGGUGUUCGUGGGCCUCUUUGCCGUCUGCUGGCUCCCCAGCCAUGUCGUCUACCUGUACCGCUCGUACCACUACACCGAAGUGGACACGUCCGUGCUGCACUUUGUGACCAGCGUGGCAGCCCGCAUCUUGGCGUUCACCAACUCGUGCGUCAACCCGUUCGCGCUCUACCUGCUGAGCAAGAGUUUCCAGAAGCAGUUCAACAAGCACAUCUGCUGCUGCUGCUGCCCUCCGCUGCCGCUGCACGCGCACAGCACCAUGCGCGGCAACACGGGCAUGAGCUCACUCAAGAGCACGCAGAAUCACACAGUCGCCAGCUUCAGCCUCAUUAACGGCAACCAAGGCUGUCACGAGGGCUGAGUGUUUGGUCCCUUUUGUGUUUUGAUUCAUCGUGAUUGGUCAGUGUGCUUGUUGGUUGCUACUGUGCUGUAUUGUUGUCUGGAAUAGGUGUUAUGCAUUACAUUGUACACCAGUAGAAAAGACGGGAAGAAAGACGGUGCGCUGAAAGCUCUACAGCAAGUGGUUUUUGCGCACCACUGAGCUGUCCAGGAAAACGGUUGCUAUCUAUUUGUGAUCCUAUAGUAGGUGCUAUUUAUUAGUGAAAGACAUUUGCAUUAUUUUCAAUGCUAAAAGUGGUGUGCCACACUAUCAGAUCAAUGAUCUUUUAGAUUGUCCAUGUAACUUAAUGCUGUAAAUGACCCAAACUGUGUCCUUUCCAACAUGUUCCAACCAGGCAGUGAUCUUUAUUUCGAGACCCAUUCAAUUGCUAUAGACUUCACAUUUGUGUUAAAGUGACGAGCAGCGCUUCGGAGUCUAAUCCGAUAAAGGAUCCAACCUGCUCCUGUCAAUUUCAGCCGCAAUCGGUCACGGAAACGGUGGCCGAGCUGCAUCUGCUCUCGUGUCCUAGCAGCAGCGAUUCAUCCAUUCAUGUUUUAGAUGUUAGUUUAAAUGGGUUUUUAGUCAGGGGUCGAUUUGUUCAUGUCGCGUUUCUAAAAAACAGACGUGCGCCGUCGUCCUCGGCACUGCGACUUUGUAUCGGUGUGAGAAAUAAUGUGAAUAAAUGUCUCGAAAGGAAA
This is a messenger RNA of Silurus meridionalis, 1998 nucleotides long. It is a transcript of the gene grpr, whose product is annotated as gastrin-releasing peptide receptor. Gene Ontology annotation, cellular component: membrane. Bases 140 to 1282 code for a protein of 380 amino acids. The transcript has 3 exons. Gene Ontology annotation, biological process: G protein-coupled receptor signaling pathway. The record is from RefSeq and is a predicted model, not a curated record. Gene Ontology annotation, molecular function: G protein-coupled peptide receptor activity. NCBI's taxonomy places the organism in Eukaryota, Metazoa, Chordata, Actinopteri, Siluriformes, Siluridae.